AUGCUUUUCGGAAACUUCUGGUUGGCCUUUCUGGUCCUUUUCUUUCUUCCCUUAGCUGAAGGCCUUCAUGUAACCCCAGACAUUUCAGAUGAACAGCUGCGUAAUGUCUACGACUACAUCAUCGUUGGAGGUGGUACCGCUGGUCUAACCAUAGCCAAUCGCCUCUCCGAAAACCCAGCAGUUUCGGUCCUGGUUCUCGAAGCUGGUCCUUUGGACGACGCGAGAAAUCUUUCGAUUCCUGGAGGCCUUCUUCCUGUCCCAGGCACGAUCGGGUCAGGUGGAUGGCAAAAAUACCAAUGGGGGCUGACCACUGAGCCCCAGACCUAUCUCAACAAUCAGAGUGUGGGAAUACCACAGGGAAAGGCUGUUGGUGGCAGUUCCAUCCUCAAUGGCCUCUGUUGGUCCAGAGGCUCAGUGUCUGAUUAUGACGGCUGGGAAAAAUUGGGCAACAAGGGUUGGUCUUGGGAUGACCUACUUCCUUACUUCAAAAAGACGUUCACCUUCAAUGUUGAGCCUCAUGAUGCCCAGGAACUUCACAUAGUUCCUCAAUCAGCUGCGCAUGGACACAAUGGCUCAGUGCACGUCUCCUACCCUCAGUACUUCUAUGACCAAUCAUCCAACGUUCUCGACGGCUUUGCUGAGCUUGGUCUACCCAUAAUUGGUGAUGUGAACAAUGGGACAGCCGCAGGGGCCAUGAUCCUCCCCUCAAGCAUGCAUCCUGAUAACCAGACGAGGUUCGAUGCUAGAGAAGCUCACUUUGACUCGGCAUCUUUGAGGUACAAUUUGCACGUUGCAACCAACCAGACUGUCACCCAACUUGUUUUGGAUAGCAAUGGUGCACACAACUCGAGUCAGAGAGUUAUGGGAGUCGAGUUUGCUCCAAACAACAAGUCCAAAGCGAGAUCAGUUUCUUGUACCCGAGAGGUGAUUGUUUCGGCUGGUGCGAUCUUCACUCCCACUCUACUUCAGGUAUCGGGAAUUGGGCCGUCAGAUGUACUCAAGUCACUCGACAUUUCGGUCAAGAUUGACCUUCCUGGCGUUGGAUAUAAUCUUCAGGAUCAUCCCAUGGUUUACGCCAACUAUUACUACCGCAAUGAAUCAUAUUUCACUAGUGGUGAGAUAACCGACGACGUGUAUGAUGAAGUUGCCGAGGCCUAUAUACGGAACAGAACAGGUCCUUGGACAGCACCUCUCAUAAACACGGUUGCAUUCCCGAGUCUUCGAUCUGCAACAGACGACUGGAAACAGUCCAUGAACAAGAGUUUGGGGGAUAAUUUUCCCUCAAAUAUCCCCAACUCUGUGAAGAAGGGCUACGAAUUGACUGUCGCUGCUCAAAAGACCUUCUCCCGCGGCACCGUCCGUCCCUCAUCAUCUUCAAUCUUCGAUCUGCCAAAACUGGACCCACGAUACUGCUCCGACCUGAUAGAUUGCGAGAUUAUUGUUCUUGGUCUCCAAAUGAACACGAAGCUGAUCCAAACCAACGCCAUGAAAGAACUCAUGCCUGAAGCGGAAUCGGCGUUUGACACUACAGAUCAUGAGACGCUGAUGAAGCAUGUCAUGGAAAAGAUCACGACAGAGAGACAUCCUUCAGGAACAGCAGCAAUGAUGCCUAUUGAACUGGGAGGAGUUGUUGACCCUGAGCUCAUGGUGUAUGGCACAUGUAACUUGCGUAUUGCUGAUGCUAGUAUCAUGCCCCUGAUUCCAUCAGCCCAUCUACAAGCUAGUGUCUAUGCCAUUGCUGAGAAGGCAGCAGACAUGAUUAAAUCAGCCAAACCAGAUUGUCGUAUUGGAGAACGGCUUCCUUUCCCUCCCAGGUCGCAACCAACCACAUGA
Molecule: messenger RNA, 1833 nt
Organism: Fusarium mangiferae
Lineage: Eukaryota; Fungi; Ascomycota; Sordariomycetes; Hypocreales; Nectriaceae
Exons: 10
Coding region: 1-1833 (610 amino acids)
Biological process (GO): secondary metabolite biosynthetic process
Molecular function (GO): flavin adenine dinucleotide binding; oxidoreductase activity, acting on CH-OH group of donors
Source: RefSeq, a predicted model, not a curated record